Molecule: messenger RNA, 150 nt
Organism: Loa loa (African eye worm)
Lineage: Eukaryota; Metazoa; Nematoda; Chromadorea; Rhabditida; Onchocercidae
Exons: 1
Coding region: 1-150 (49 amino acids)
Source: RefSeq, a predicted model, not a curated record
AUGUCCAAAGAAUUGCCAUACAUACACAUACACAUACCAUACACAUACACACACACACAUACAUAUACACACACAUACACAUAUAUACAUACAUACACAUACAAUACCAUACACAUACACAUAAGCGUACAUACACAGACAGUUGAAUGA